AUGACGGGGUCGCGUCUAGACAAAGAGACGAUCCGACGAGAAGCAAACAAGCGAGGAGACCGUGAUGACCUUCUUCGUAGUUCGCUUGGUUGUAAUUCUUGCUCUUUGAGUGACUUGUUGGAGGACGAUGAGCGUUUGACCGGCUCAAUCAGGAGUCGGAGAGGUAGUGCUGACUCUAUCAAAACUACUGGAACAACUGGUCACGACGACGAGGAACAAAAAACCGAAAUAGACACUCUUCAAAAGACUGCUCUGCACCCUCUCGACACCAGUAGUCGGAGUGAGGAAAGUCGAUCACGACCUGUAGAUCUUGCUAUUGAAGAAAAUCAAGUUGCUGGAGGCGCUCCUGCUCAAGAGCAGGGCUCAUCCGCACUUGUCGAUGACGCUGCGCCAGAGCGAACUUCGGUUGUCGUGGCUCCAGCGCGACGUGGUCAGAGCGGUCGAGAAGUAGACAAGUCCCCGACGUUUGGUUCCUUAGAGGAUAAGCAGGCCACGCCGGACAAGCAGCGAACAAAUAAGGUCACGAGCAGUUGUGUGGUCACGAGCAGCGUCACCGAUCAUGGAGAAACGCCAUCCGAGGCUCCUGCCGACAUAUUGUCAUCACAUGACGACGACCAGCGUCGCACUUCACCGAGCACAACAGAUCGACGACGAGAGAACUUAUCAGAUGAGCAGAAAGAUCAAGAUCAACUGCCGCAAGAAGUUGAUGGUCUAGUGCAACUCGAGGCACAUCAGGGGGUUACAACCUGUAAAAGCAGCAAGCAAGAAGAUGAAGUCGUCGACGAUGUCGAUGAACAGAUUCCGUUGACAAGUAAAGACGAGGCGUCGGUAGUUUCGUUACAGGAACGUAGACCCUCUGUAGCUGCUGGCACUGCGAGAAGGAAGGCAUCUGCAGAACUGUCGCAGAAAGCAAACAACACGGCCGACAUCGGAGCUGCUGAGUACUCUCUCGAGGAUAAGAUUAUCGAUGUUGAGGAAAGAGAGAGGGUGGUCACGAGCAGCAGCACCCAUCCUGCGGACACUGAACCAACAAGCAGUGCAGUCGCAACCAAUCUUGAUGCCCGACCCCGCUCCCCACCUUCAGCCGGGAAGCGUCGCCGCGAAGUAGUAGAGAGUGAAGUGACGGGGGGAGGAAAAGAUCAAGAUGAUCAGCAACUCUUGGAGGACAAGGCUCUUGUGCACAGCACACCGAAUAAGGAGCACCAACCGCAGAAGAUGAAUGAUGCGACUCCGGAAGCAGGGAGCACCAGCAGCAAGAAAGAACUCCUGCUGGAGGCAGACAACGCCCUUGAAAGUGUUAUAGUGGAUCGGGAGAAAAGAAGCAAGGAGGAACAACAUAACAAAGAAGAAAGUCAGCAUUCACAACCACAAGAACUUCUACUAGAAGACGCGACAGAGGGAGUUGUCUUGACGCCUGAGCGUGAUCGUCAAAUUUUCCCCAGGACUAUGUCUGAAGAAGAAUUGCGACGCAGCGCCGAGUUGCAGCUAGAGGAUACGACUCAAAGGAGUCAAGACCGCAGGUCCCAACGUCAACGCAGCCCAGCGGCUACGACCUCCGCCAUUGAAAGCAACUCUCCUGCAGUCACAGUGGCUCCUGAGACUGAGGCAUUGAGUUCUCUCCCACAAGGUAGCGCACAGAAUCGAGUGCGGCGCACGGAAAAUGUUGAUAGACGUGUUUCGCAAUCCCUUGCGUCGAACGAGGUCCUUGAUGCUGUUGCUCCGCAAGUAGAAGUAGAGGAAGCACUCGUCGAUGCAGCAGCGGAAUUGCAGGAAGCCCGCCAGUUGACCGGAAGGACAGAAGUUGAACAGCCUGAAGCAGAGCCGAUCUCUUUGUUGCAGGAGGUCCUCACGGCGAGAGGGGAAACUAGUCAUCGGCGGCCUCAGCAGGUUCAGACGACUACAACAAGUAGAACAUCAAGUAUCUUCGCCGGCGUCGGGCAAGAGGAGUUGUCACAAGCACCAGCGCUAGGAGGCGAACGACGCGGAGCUGAUGUUGCCGAUCCACAGCAUCAAGUUCAACUCGUCCAACACCUAGGAGACCAAGUCCAAGACGGCGCUUACUUGCACUCACGUCCUGCAUCGAUGGCAGCAUCAGAGGCAUCCUCCUCGCGAGGACAGAGCUCGCAGCAAGCAGAGAGGGACUCGUCUCCGGCACCGUCUUCUGACAUUGAAUCCGGACCAGGAGAACUAGAAGACGCAGAAAUCUUGCAAUCACCUGGCGUGGCAAGUAGAACUACGGGAAUAUUACGGGGGGAACCUGGUAGACGAGGACCAAGUAGUGGCAAUGCUGGAGAAGUUGUUGUAGAAGAAAUAUCGCUUCACGUCGCCAUCCAUGGUGCAGGAGCAAGGAGUUCAUCUUCUAGGCGACCCCAUGAUGAACAAUGUGACGAGGAAGCGUCUGACGGACUCCGAACUUUAGAAUCACAACCUCAUGUUAAUGUUAUCAACCAACGGUCAUCUAGUACCUCUAGUAUCCGCCUGCCUCUUCCUCAACAUCAUGUAGGAGAUGAUGUGUAUCCCGCAGAGCAAGAGGGGGUUCAUGUAGUUGGAGAACUGCAACGUCUUCAACAUGACAACUUCGAUUCCCAUGUUCUCGACCGCAGUGAGAUUUCUUCAGUCACACAUGUGCUCUCGAACCCGCUACGGGACACUUCGCGGCUCCAACACAGCUGUCCUGAGGUGUUUCACAUCGGAUCCGAUCACUCGUCUCCUGAAGUCUCCGGUAAUGAAGAGCCCGAUGAGGUUGAUGACUUUUAUCGAAGCUCCGAAGGGACUGGAACUGGCUAUGUAUCCUCAGGACGAUCUAGAGGACUGAUUGCUACAAGUAGCAGUGGAGGUAGUGGUACUAACAUCCGUACAUCACCUGGACGAGCAGUAGUUGGCGGUGGAGCCGUACUUACAUCAUCUACUAGUAGAAGUAUGCUCAUUGAUUCCAUCCCUUCUUUGCAAGGCAGAAUUGGCGAACACUAUCAUCAAACCAGAGUGAGGGACAUCACAUCUACUCAUGCGGCUGUUCCACCACUGAUAUUAAACGCGGCGCAGCGGCCUGUUCAGCACAGCACGCCAGACGCAGAGCAACAGUCCAUGAUCAGUGUCGCGGAUUUCGUUGGCGCCUCUGACGGCUCGGGUGAUCGGGACGUCAGCAGUCUGCUGAAUACACUGCAGAAAGCAACUAUCGGGAACGAGCGGUCACAAAGUAAAACAGCAAGCCGGCGACAAUCCAGUGAAGAAGGUGAAGAGCUCGCAGACGUCGUGAAUAGAAAUUACGGAAGAAGUGGUUCUGGCAGAGGUGACGACCAAGGAGGCCACGACAGUGACGAAAGCGUCAUCUUCGAGAACAACAUGAAGUACAUGGCCACAACUGCGACUAAGUCCACUAUGGCCGGUUCAUCGAAGUAUUCAUCAAAACAAACUACUACUGGCGCAGACAGUGCCGAAGACAGCGCGGCUGCGACGUUGAAGCUGCCACUCAUUGUUCCCUUCGGAAGGACAUCUUCAAGUGGUAGCUCGUCAUCUUCGCCUUCAUCUCAGGCCCAGUUCGGUAAUGCAACUCAGCAACUUCCACUAGGCAGUGCUGGACAUGUAACUACUACAACAUCUACAAGUAACCUCGCAGUAGGCGGAUCUGUUCCUGGUGCCCAAGCGAGGAUCAGCACGGCUUCUACUUCAUUCAGCACUUCUCGUCAGAGUCAGACGCACCCGCCGUACGGAAGACGCAGCAGCGGACGACCCAUCCUGACACUGCCGGAAGAAGAGCUUUCCAGUUUUUUGGGUGGUGAGCCGCUCAGCGAAGACCACGUUGCACAAGUCGGCGUCAUAGACGAGGUCGAUGGCGUUGAUGAACACCAAGUGGUUCAAGCGGAAUCGUCGAAGUCGCGGGAAAUCGAGCUUGACAACGUACUAGGUGAGGAACGGCGAAGUAACGCAGUUGAGAAUAGUCGAGAUAGCACUUCAGUUUCCAAGAAUAAGACCUCCGAGUUCAUCGAAGUUGUGAGCGAGCGCAGAAACAGCAGAAACACUUUGGACGUACAGCUGCAAGCACUGUUGAAGCCGUACAGCAGAAUUGCAGAGGAACGGAGAUCCUCCAUCGCUUCUAGCACAGCACUUGCCCCCCGACCACCCGGCAUGGCACCGCCUCCAGCACCUAUAACUAGAGAAGCAUCGUCAAAGAACAACGAUGAUUCUCGUAUCUCUCUUGACAGCAGGAGAUCAAGAAGUAGAGACUCUUCAAGGAAUAUUUCGACGUUAACAGCAUCGAAAAGUAAGAGCAGCAGUACUUCUAAGACUGAAGAAGCUGCAAAGGGCAACAAGAGCACACCAAAAUCUAUUUUGAAGAACUGCCUGUCCCGGAACAAGAAAGAGGUGGACCCUGUACCAAUUAGUCCCGAGAAAAAGAAGCGCCGCAUUCAUCUUGCUCUGAUGAAGGAUGAGGGCGAAUACGACAACGAAGGCGGGCUUGUGGUAACUUUAUUGAUUGUAGUGUUUUCGAUUUCGUUUUGUUGCUUUUAAAUACUUUUGCUUGAUGACGAUGUUUCUUCAAAAGUCAGUGACAUCACAUUCUUCCGCACAGUACCUCCGUUGACAUUGUCAUUGAGUCUCAUUCGUCUCCUACCCCAUCAACCCAACAGAUCUACGACGAGCCAGUUUGCUUGCACUUCCCCGAAUCGGAUACUUCGUCUCCCGCCAGCGACAAAGCAACAAAGAAGAAAAAACGAUCCACCUCUUCGACUAAACGAUCAUCACGUCUUCACAUACUAGAGCGGAAUCCUUGUGUGGAAGAAAUUGACCUUGAAGCUGGUGGCAAAGGAGAAGACGGAAAACCUUUGUUCCUACGUGAUAUGCCUGGCGAGGGUGCUUCAUCAGGGAGGACUAGUGUCUGGCAAAAAUACGCAGAGCUCUUUUCCUCAUAUUGCGAUCGCCGGAAGGGACGAAGUAGUAAAGAGGAUAGCGAAAUAAAAGGUGCUGCCGAACAAGCAACAAAGUCUACUAUUAUCAAGGCUAAUUAUGCUGAAAGAACCCUCUACGGCGGUACACCAGCUUCCAGUCCUACAUACGGCUCCGUUGAGGUUGGCGAGGACAACCGUGGUGGUCGGCAAGCAACAAGUACUAGUCCAGCUUUCGUGCCGAUCCUCUUCGACCCACCAACAGGAAAAGAUCGCGGUUUAGAAGGUGAUUUAGAUGACAGCUUCGAGGAUUCAGAGGAGGAAAGGGCAGCAUUACUGCCAGUACAUCAACCACGAAGAUUGUCCCUUGGUCGAAAUAACCGAGGAAGAGGACAAAACCACGCUGGUUCUACUAGACGUGGGAGAAGCCAGCGUGGCAGUACUGCCGCUUCUAGAAGAGGUAGAAGAGGGCGCAUAUCUUCAUCCAGUUCUCAACAAUUAUCCCAAGAAAUCACGUUGUGGGAACAGUACUCGCCUACCAAGCUGUUCUCCCUCUCAUUCGGAGACAUUUGGAUCUUCGUGGGCAACGAGAGUCGGCGUGUCCUGCUCGCUUUGUUUGUCCUCAUCAUUCUGGCGGCCUUAUGCGAAUAUUGCGGUGUAGUAGAGCAUGGACUAGUAUUCGGAAAAAGCUUUGCGGAAGCAAGCCACCGCUGGUGGCAGCUGAACUCCUCAGACGGCGGCCAUCGAGGUGUCCAGCGACUGCCAGCAGAGAGAUUCUAUUAG
Amoebophrya sp. A25 is the source of this 5666-nucleotide messenger RNA. The record is from the annotation of a GenBank genome assembly. Lineage: Eukaryota; Dinophyceae; Syndiniales; Amoebophryaceae.